Messenger RNA from Chelmon rostratus (copperband butterflyfish), 4356 nucleotides. It is a transcript of the gene c16h6orf47, whose product is annotated as chromosome 16 C6orf47 homolog. Lineage: Eukaryota; Metazoa; Chordata; Actinopteri; Chaetodontiformes; Chaetodontidae. The coding region runs from base 736 to 1656 and encodes 306 amino acids. The transcript has 3 exons. The record is from RefSeq and is a predicted model, not a curated record.
CCGACUUGGCAGGCGGACCUCUCCCUUGUAGUUUUGCUGGCUAGCAGUACUGUUAAUGAUACAUGUAGCCAGGUAGCUCUGGUUGGAAGCUGACUUUUUGAACACGGUGUAUUUACAACACGAAACCCAGAAGUUUGGGAACUUGAGCUGUGUGUCUCGUUAUUUGAUGCUAGCAAGACGGGCUAGCUAUGGUCUAAGUUAGGAGACAGACUCAAGCUAACGUCGCUGAAGGCAGGAAGAAUGAAGCACUGUGCUUCAGAAGAGUGAGAAAGUUAAACAAGUUUGUCAAGCACUAACGUUACUUGUUGACGUCAUUGAGCUGAAACGUUGCUCAGCUCAGCCGGGUCACUUCUAGCAAGCCGGGACUAACUUGCUUUUAACAACAGCUGAAGAUAAUGCUGAGUUAUUGAAAGUAACCUUGGCAGCUCCAAAGGUCGCCUGGUUAAACGAGAGAGAUGUAGACCAGAAGAUUUACUCUUAAAUGUUGUAAGGAGGGUCACCCCUGUCUUUGAUUAGCUGGUCAAACACACCCACAGGUGUGUCUAUGACCUGAGGACCUCAUUUUGCCUGGCGUGAGCCCUUUUGAACAAGUAUUGCAACUUCUCAACUGAACUGACAGUACAUGCAUGCUUUUACAGUGAGCUCGCUGAGCUGCCUGGCCAACUUAAGCAAGAGGAGCUGAGAACGCAGUGUCUGCCAAUUUUAAUUCACCUCCAACAAGUUCAUUGAGAAACCAUGACAGCUGUGGUGAACAAAGCAUGGGGGUGGGCGCGCUCAUGGGGAAGCAGUGCUGUGUCAGAGAAUACAACAACUGUGAUAGCAGAGGACCAGAAGCAUGGUGGUGAUGGCUGGGGCCUCAGGGGCUGGACCUCUUGGAUCUGGGGAGGGUGGAGACGACACAGUGACCAAAGUAGUUCAGUAGAGGAGUACUGGGAGGCGCAGGAGAAGCUUCUGCCCAUGGAAAUUGAAGAUGUUGGUGCAGGGAAACAGGAGACAGAGGCAAAUUCACAGCAUGUUUCUGGAUGGUGGAAAUAUCUCCCAACUUCGUACCUUUCAUGGCCAAGAAAAAUGGAGCCAAACAGACUUAGACAAAGGAAACGAGAUGGUCGGAGUGGAGACGUGUGGGAUUGUGAUAUUGAUGGAGACUUUUCCGACUAUGGGACGCCUCCUCCGUCCCCUACCCCUCCUUCCUCUCAGCUGACAUCUCCUUUUCGGCUCUUUGUGCACAGCUGGAAAGUGGAAAUCCUACCAGAGCACCACGAGAUCUGUUUCAACUUCCUCCGCCACUUGUUUGACCUGUUUGUCGUUGGCUUCCUGUGGACUGUGUCCCCCCCUGCCAAGCUGAUCUUGGAAGUGUUGGGGGUCCAGGGAGCUCUGAGGCUGUGGUUUCAUGGUAUGGCUAUGUUUUUUGUCUCCACAGUUGGAAUGGCAGGAUUACUCUGGUUGAUCCAGGAGUAUCUCCCUCAGUUUGCUUUGAUCUAUGGCAUCAUACAGGCACUCGUAAUCUCUGUGAGUGUUCGACAGAGUGUGAUCCUUGGCUUAGAGGAAGAUAAAGAAGAAAAGGACGAGGAGGGUAAAGAGACUGAUGAAAUGAAAGAUAGUAGGGAACAUAAAGAAAAACCUGUGUCUGUUAAGGACAAAGUGAAGACAAGUUGAACUUGAGACUUUGGAGUUGCAAGCUGCUGUCUAUUCAGGAGUCAACCAACAUCAGUCCACCUGUAUCAGACCUCCAUCAAGUGUUUCACAUCACAGCAGUGGGAUGACACAGACACAGACACAGUUUCACUGCACCACUUUGUUCUGCCGUAUGACUUAGGAAUUGUAUUGCACACUCAUUACAAACUUGUAGAAUUUGUACUUAGUGUCACCUUAUAUUCAACACCAUUGAUCUACAUUUUAUAGAGGUCUGCCCUCAUUUGAUCUUUAUGUUGUACGACUACUACGACAGGAUCAGAAAUAAUAGGCUUGUUAAAUGUUGAAGAAAUGCCUGUUGAGUGAAAGAAGGAAAGAUGCCCAGUAUUUAUGGAAUACUCUGUUGCAUUUUAUCUUGUUUCCAUUCCAUUUCUUGUCAUGUGGGACUAAUUUUCUUAUGAUUUACUGGGAGAUAGUCCACUUGUUUGGAAUCAGGUGAUUGCCUUUGGUGCAUUCUUGAUGUGCAUUGUUGACUUAAACAAAUUUCAACCCCAAACAAUCAAAUACAGAUAAAUUAGCAGAAAUUUUAGGUAUCACCAUCAAGAGGAAAGACUUGUGAACUGAUACAAAACACUGCUUUAACAAAAAAGAAGCCAAAAAAAAAAAAAGCUUUCUGAGGGAACAAAAUUUUCAGUGCCUGUGAGACCACAAGGAAACUGCUCCCGCUAAGACCAGGGUAGUUUUACUGCAGUUCCUCAUGUUUGGUCAUUUCAGACUCUACCAGUGUUCACUCCCUGUGGGAUAAACUUUAAAGCUAAUGUAAUUCUGAAGUCCACCUCAUAAGGUUCCUUGAUAAGGUUCUAUUCAGUUGUAGAGUGCAACUGAAGCGCAGUUUUAACCAGAAGCUGUAGUGUCUGUCUUUAAGCCACCAUCUUUCUCAUUGAAUAUACAGUCACAUUACAUGUCUUUAACCUGAAACUCAUACAACAGAUAAUCACAAUGAAUUGAAUUUGCACAUCACCCUUGGCUCAACAGAUUCACCUAUAUUUGUACAAUACUACAAUCAUGGUCUACAAACUGCAAUAUCACUGUGUUUAUAAUCUGUGAUCAUGCUGCUUGCUAUUUAUGACCUACAUCAGACUUGUGACAUCUAUUCCUUUCCAGGUGUGAGGUACUUUUGUUACUUUUGUCUUUACUGGACCAAAAAUCUGAAUUUGGUCGAGGGCAAGGAAGCCUGGGUGGAGGGACGAGCAAGUAGCAACCACCACUGCUGACCUAUAGGUUUAGAAACUUGUACUUUAAGCACACGUACAUUCUGCUUAACUCAGCAUUGUGAUGUGUUCAAAAUAAAAUCUGUAUAUAGAAACCUGAGACUAAUUGAAUGGAAUUCAGUGGUUGGUUCAGCCUUUUUUGUUUUCUAUUAUCUAAUAAUCCUCCAGUAGCCAUAGAAGAAGUGGCUUCAACACUCAGCUGUGUUGGUUCCUACUUGUUUACAACUAUAAGUCAUCAAAGGUUCAUCAUUUCUGCUGGUGAGUCUGUUUUGUACUUUAUAUAUUUUCACAUACUGUAUUGAAUUGAGGACCCUGUCCGACCUGUGAAAGAGGCACUUCCUGGAAGCAACCACAUACAGCACAUGAAUUUCAUUCAGUUGAGAUUCCUCAAAUAUGAACUCAAGAACACGACACUAUCACAGUUGCUUGUUGUAGGAAAUGUUCCGUCUAAAGAUGUGCACAAACAUACCUUUUGAUGUGUUCUCUACACAGUUGGUUGUUGUUUUUUUGCCUUAUGUCAUUUUCUGUAUUAUCUUAUUGUUUGAAAUGUUUUCAGAUUUCUUUUAGUGGAAAUUUGGGCCACACACUCCCUCUACGAGUACAUGUUUUUAUAGAUUUACAACACUCUUCACCUGCAUCUCCUUUGUUACCAGUAUGACAGCCUGUGAAAUGUGGCAUUGAAAUGAAGUCAUUUCAUCGAAUUGAUUUGUGUCCACAUGAUGCAUGACUAAAUCAGAAUACAAUUCCAUUUUCAGAAAAAUGUAAUAAUUACAGCCAAAUUCAAAUAGAAAAUUGAGUGGUGAGUAUACUUCUAUGCCUAACAAUGCCGUUAUGACAUGAAAUUGAAUGUAAAGUGAUCUUAUUUUCAUUUUCAAAUUGGCUGAAAAUGUGCAGACUCAACAUGAAAGUUGCAGAUUUAGAAGUUUAAUUUUUCAAUUUAGAGCUAUAAAGUCUUAGUUGAUCAACAGAAAUGUAAUGAAUUUUUUGAGUUGAGUCAUUUUUUUCUUCACUUGUGAGUUUGCUGCUGUUUUGUACGUGAAAGUAAAUUCAGUUGUCUUUGGGUUUUGAAUUAUUAGUACAGAAAAACAAAUAAUUUGAAGCUGACUCCAUGGGGUUUAUGAAUUUGAAUUGUGGUUUGAUUUGAUUUGUAUUAGUACUGAAAGUUACAUGGAAAUGGUCAAUGUAAUCAUUUUUGGACUUUCAACAGAUUUCACGAGAGGCCUGUGAGCAUCGUGCCACUAUGACACUAUGUGUUUAAUUUUAUUUAUAACAAGCUACAAUAGGAUAAUUUAAAGAUGUGUAGUUCAGGUUUCACAUUGCCAUUUUUUCCAGUCAAUUUCAUUGUUAUUGUGGUGUUAUGUUACAGAGUGUACUGGAAAUGAUUUGUCACUGUUUUCAUUUGGAUUUUGCUGGUAUUGAUGCAUUCAUUAAAAUUGGAUUUUGAAAACUGAAA